Messenger RNA from Strongylus vulgaris, 759 nucleotides. NCBI's taxonomy places the organism in Eukaryota, Metazoa, Nematoda, Chromadorea, Rhabditida, Strongylidae. The record is from the annotation of a GenBank genome assembly.
AUGGAUAAAUUGGAGAGGAGGCUCGCUCGUCUCUGGCGUCGCAUGCGCGGCGAGAAGCGGAGGGAGCGCAGGUCGAAGAAGGGAGAAUCCUCGCCACAGUCAAACCGAGGAGAAGUCGUCACUUCGAACAACAAGCAGCGUUACGAGAACAACAAUGAUCUCAAGGAUUUGACUCCAAGACGAAAUCAUUCGAAACAUGAGGAAAAGGAUUUGGAUUUUAAACUCCCUAGACGUAGUCACUCAAAGCACGAUGAAAAGGAUAAGAAAUUGGCUCUUAGGCGUAGUCAGUCAAAACACGAUGAGAAGGAUGUGAAGGAAGCAGCAAUUAGACGUAAUCAUUCUAAUCACGUCAAAGAGGAUCCAAAAAGUGCUAUCUCAAAUCGUAGUGAUUCGAGGGAGGCAAUUCAGAAGGAGUUAACAUCCAGACCUGAUCAUUCAAAGAUGGAGGAAAGUGUAGCGCCGAGCAGAACUCAGCGCCAUCCUCCUGAGGACAUAUCUCUUGCGUUGAUCAGACUGUACGCUUUUGCUCGGCUGAAGUCGUUGCAGAAGACUAUUGUGGCAGGAUCGACGUCGUUAAAAUCGUACGUACCCAGCACACCAGCCCAUCACGAUAAUCUUGAGUCAUUCAAGCCAUUAGAGCGGCUCUCAUUCCUCUCCUCUCUACCGCAACUAUCGCCUUAUCGAUUUGAAAGCAAAGACUUUGACAAGGUUAGCUCUUGUGAAUUAGUGGUUGUUUACACAAUACGUACGUUGCUUUAG